ACCAAUGUAUAUUAUCAUUGGACUCCACAACACACAUUCAAAUCGUAGUGUAGACAUUGUAAGAUUUAAAAUAGUUUAGGAUUAUUUAAGGAUAGAUUUUUAAAUUUUAAUAUCGAUUGUAAGUGUAGCUCUUGUAGACUUCUGUCACUUCUGACCAGUCUGUCGACAAGAAAUGGGAAACCUCACAUUCUUACAGCGGGCGAUCCAGCCGAACUCCUCUGUCUGAUACUGUUUGGAAAAAUAGGGGCAUUUUUUACAUCCCGUUUUUUGAAAUUCAGAUAACCCUCUGUAAUAUACACUUUUUGUUUAAAAUUAUGGCUUCAUCUGAUGUUGCUCGGCAACUGCAGGACAAAAAUGCACGUCCUCUCUCCCUUUCUGGUCAUGUCGGUUUUGACAGCCUGCCAGAUCAACUGGUCAACAAAUCUACAUGCCAAGGCUUCUGUUUCAACAUUCUUUGUAUUGGUGAAACAGGAAUUGGCAAGUCCACCCUGAUGGAUACGCUUUUCAACACCAACUUUGAGAACUUUGAAUCGUCCCACUUUGAACCCAAGGUGAAGCUGCGGGCUCAGACGUACGACCUACAGGAGAGCAACGUACGGCUCAAACUGACCAUCGUCAACACCGUAGGCUUCGGCGACCAGAUGAACAAGCAGGAAAGCUACCAGCACGUAGUGGACUACAUCGACACCCAGUUUGAGUCCUACCUGCAGGAGGAGCUGAAGAUCAAGCGCUCUCUGCACAACUACCACGAUUCCCGCAUCCAUGCCUGCCUCUACUUCAUUGCACCUUCUGGACACUCUCUCAAGUCUCUGGACCUGGUCACCAUGAAGAAGCUGGACAGCAAGGUCAACAUUAUUCCAGUCAUUGCCAAGGCAGACACAAUCUCGAAGAGUGAGCUUCAUAAGUUUAAGAUCAAAAUCAUGAGUGAACUGGUCAGCAACGGUGUCCAGAUCUACCAGUUUCCCCUCGACGAUGAAACAGUCGCCACAAUCAACACCGCCAUGAACGGCCACCUCCCCUUUGCUGUGGUGGGCAGCACAGAGGAAGUAAAGAUUGGUAAUAAAAUGGUGAAAGCACGACAGUAUCCUUGGGGUGUGGUCCAAGUGGAGAAUGAGAAUCACUGCGACUUUGUGAAGCUGAGAGAGAUGCUGAUCUGUGUAAACAUGGAGGACCUGCGUGAGCAGACACACACUCGUCACUACGAGCUGUACCGCCGCUGCAAGCUGGAGGAGAUGGGCUUCAAGGACACGGACCCUGAGAGCAAGCCAGUGAGCCUGCAGCAGACCUACGAGGCGAAGCGGCAGGAGUUCCUGGGGGAGCUACAGAAGAGGGAGGAGGAGAUGAGGCAGAUGUUUGUCCAGAGGGUGAAGGAGAAGGAGACGGAGUUGAAGGAAGCUGAAAGAGAGUUGCAGGCCAAGUUUGAACAGCUGAAAAGGCUGCACCAAGAGGAGAAAAGCAAACUGGAUGAGAAGAGGAAGAUUCUGGAAGAUGAGAUAAACACAUUUAACAAGAAGAAGGCUGCCACCGAGCUCCUCCAGGCUCAGUCUUUUAACACUAAUGCCAACAUCAAAAAGGAUAAAGAUCGCAAAAACUCCGGGUUCAUGUGAAGAAAUGGGAUGGACACAAUGAGCGCUAACCCUGUAAUAGGUGACAUACACACCAGCAUCCUUUUAUGCUUCCUCCCUCAGUGUUAUUUAAAUAUUACAUUAAAAUCAUUUAGCAGACACUCUUACCCAGAGUGACUUCCGGCACAGAAGAACAGAAGUGUAGCUAUAGUGCUUAGUGCUGUCUACAUCCUAAAUCUUGACUGAUACAUGUAGUUUUUGUUGUCAUGCUGUGGAUAUAUUCCUUUUUUGGCUUUUUUAUUUUGUUCACUCCUCCAGUGCCAGUAUUUUCAUGUUACUCUUUUUUGUGAGAAUUACUUCUGUCACUAGCUUUGAGUUCAUUAUAAUAUGGAAGCAGAUUUAUCUUGGAGCACUAAAAACAAUCACUUCAGAUCAAUCACUGAAACAGGUUUUCAAAAAUGGAACCGUGUGAUGAACAAGC
Megalops cyprinoides (Indo-Pacific tarpon) is the source of this 2046-nucleotide messenger RNA. RefSeq names its product septin 10 (gene septin10). Gene Ontology annotation, biological process: cytoskeleton-dependent cytokinesis. Gene Ontology annotation, cellular component: microtubule cytoskeleton; cell division site; septin complex. Gene Ontology annotation, molecular function: molecular adaptor activity; GTPase activity; GTP binding. NCBI's taxonomy places the organism in Eukaryota, Metazoa, Chordata, Actinopteri, Elopiformes, Megalopidae. The transcript has 10 exons. Bases 315 to 1607 code for a protein of 430 amino acids. The record is from RefSeq and is a predicted model, not a curated record.